GCAUUACAUGACUAUUCUACCUAACCUACUCGUUCAUCCGCCUCAUUCUUCUCUCCUCAGAGGCUUUGAGCUCAUCCAAAUGCCCGAAAACAUAGCACUCUAAUUUUAGAACCCCAAAACCAAAAACCAACCACGCAUAUACACAAAACACAACGCGCGCACACAAAUGGAUAAUCAACCAAAACACUCCUCUAUUGGAUCCAAUCUUGCCUGUCUCUCCUUACUCUUGGCUUGUGCUGUUUAUCUUUGUAUAUGGUCUUCUUCAUCCUCCCUCAUAAACCCUCUCUUUAGCUUUCAGAAACAUGAUGCCCAAUGCCCGUCAAAGAACCCAACCACCACUACAUUUAAUGUGGCUCCAGAUGAGCUUUUGGCCACCCUAGACAAGGCCUCGAUUGGCAACAAGACUGUGAUCAUUGCUGUUAUAAACAAGGCCUACGCAGUCCAAGAGGUCAAGGCAGACACCACCAUGCUUGACCUUUUCAUCGAGAGCUUUUGGCAAGGGGAGGACACUAGGCAUCUGCUUGAUCAUCUUGUGCUCGUGGCGGUUGAUCAGACGGCCUACGAUCGCUGCCAGUUUCUGAGGCUCAACUGCUACCGGCUGGAAACGGACAGUGUUGAUUUUGGGGGAGAGAAGCUUUACAUGUCUCAAGAUUUCAUCAAGAUGAUGUGGAGAAGAACUUGGUUUCUGUUGGAGGUUCUAAAACGCGGUUACAGCUUCAUAUUCACGGACACUGAUGUUUUGUGGCUAAGGAACCCGUUCUCAAGACUAAGCCAGAACGAAACUGAGGAUUUACAAAUAAGCACAGAUAUGUUCUUUGGAGAUCCAUGGAACGAAACACUAAUCAACACUGGCUUCUACCACAUCAGAUCGAACAACAAGACCAUUGCACUGUUUGAUAGAUGGUACAACAUGAAGGACAAUGCCACGGGACAGAAAGAGCAGGAUGUCCUAUUAGACCUAAUCCGAGGGGGCAUCAUUGGGCAGCUGGGACUUAAGGUUAGGUUCUUGGACACCCUCUAUUUCAGUGGCUUUUGCCAAGAUAGCAAGGACUUUGGGGCAGUGACCACUGUCCAUGCCAACUGUUGCCGGAGCAUCGUGGCCAAGGUUAAGGACUUGAAGGCUGUCCUCCGGGACUGGAAGCAGUUCAAGAAGACCACGGCCCAGAAAACAACUGCCGGUCUAGCAGCAGAUGGUUUCCAAUGGUCUGGCCACUGGGGAUGCUGGAAUUCAUGGAAAGUUCCUAAUGACACUGGGAAAGCAAAUCAUAAGGCAUGAAUGGUCUAAAGAGAAAGAUUAAUCAUAAAAGAAACCAAUAGGUUUUU
Molecule: messenger RNA, 1323 nt
Organism: Prunus dulcis (almond)
Lineage: Eukaryota; Viridiplantae; Streptophyta; Magnoliopsida; Rosales; Rosaceae
Exons: 3
Coding region: 167-1276 (369 amino acids)
Source: RefSeq, a predicted model, not a curated record